AUGGCCCCGGCAACGCCGUCGCGCCGAGCUUUCCACAACGACACGCGCAACUUUGGCGGGCGCGUCGCUGUCUACGAUGAGCUGAUCAACCACCAAAUGAAGUUGCUCAGCAUUAACCCCCAGGGCCACUGUGGGUUUGGCUUAGCUUCAGCCAAGACGUCCAAGCCCGGCAUCGUGUCGCUGCGACGGCGGCGCCCGCCAACUCCCAUCGCUGCCACUGAUUUGUCGGCGAGGCUGAGCCGAAAUCGUAAGAGUGCCGUGAACACGACCCUGGUGGACCACCAAAACGAAAUCAAAGUCAUGAUGCACAAGAUCCUUCAUUACUCGAAGCGACAGAGCAUCGACAACGUUCAGAAGAAUCGAUUGCCGCCGACCCCUGCCAAACACAACCUGUUCAACGGUCCGCUCAAGGAUGGGUUUGGCAUCCCGCGACAAAUUGAUGGACCGAUCCACGACGAAGCCAAGCGCCGCUUGCAUGCCAUUCAUGCGUAUCGCGACGAAGACAUUCACAACGAUAAAGUCGGGAUUCGAUCUGUUCGGUCGAUUCGGUCUGCGCCGUCGAAAAGCCCCCGCACUCAAAUCAUGCCCACCAACCACAUCAACGUGCUGCUCUUGACUCUGCAGCUCUACUUGACGGAGCACCGCAUAUCUGUGCUCGAAUUAUUCGGCCAGGCCGACCGCGCGGGUGAUGGAUCCGUAUGUGUGUCCAAGCUGCGCUCGAUCUUGUUUCACAUGGACCUCGGGUGGACACAGCACGACAUUACACUGCUCGUGCGAGCUAUGGACCCAGAGGAAACUGGCGUCAUUCUGCCCAUCACAGUCGAGACGCUUCUCCGGAAGUUGCAGCAACCUCACUUGGGAUGUCCCUCGAUCGCCCCCCAGCCAAGCGUUCUCCUUCGACGAUUGCUGGGCCAGAUUCACAUUGUACCUGCACCCUUUAGCCCUUCAACGUCGCUCUAUGGAAGGCGUGUCCAGGACCUGAAAAAAGCAUUCGCGUCCCCGCGUGUAAAGCCAUGGAGUUCACCGAACCAAACCUCGAGCGACGAGGCGUCCGCGACUUGA
Molecule: messenger RNA, 1062 nt
Organism: Aphanomyces invadans
Lineage: Eukaryota; Oomycota; Saprolegniomycetes; Saprolegniales; Verrucalvaceae
Exons: 10
Coding region: 1-1062 (353 amino acids)
Source: RefSeq, a predicted model, not a curated record